GUGAACAAUUUCCUGAUGACUGGUCCAAAGGCUUACCUUAUCUACUCCAGCAGUGUGGCAGCUGGUGCCCAGAGUGGCAUUGAAGAAUGCAAAUACCAGUUUGCCUGGGACCGCUGGAACUGUCCUGAGAGAGCUUUGCAGCUGUCCAGUCAUGGUGGACUCCGCAGUGCUAAUCGGGAGACGGCAUUUGUGCAUGCCAUCAGUUCUGCUGGAGUCAUGUACACCCUAACGAGAAACUGCAGCCUUGGAGAUUUUGACAACUGUGGCUGUGAUGACUCUCGGAACGGGCAACUGGGGGGCCAGGGCUGGCUGUGGGGGGGCUGCAGCGACAACGUGGGCUUUGGAGAGGCCAUUUCCAAGCAGUUUGUCGAUGCCCUGGAGACCGGACAGGAUGCCCGGGCGGCCAUGAAUCUGCACAACAACGAGGCCGGCCGCAAGGCGGUGAAGGGCACCAUGAAACGCACGUGCAAAUGCCACGGCGUGUCCGGCAGCUGCACCACGCAGACGUGCUGGCUGCAGCUGCCCGAGUUCCGCGAGGUGGGCGCGCACCUGAAGGAGAAGUACCACGCCGCCCUCAAGGUGGACCUGCUGCAGGGGGCGGGCAACAGCGCGGCGGGCCGCGGCGCCAUCGCCGACACCUUCCGCUCCAUCUCUACCCGCGAGCUGGUGCACCUGGAGGACUCCCCGGACUACUGCCUGGAGAACAAGACUCUGGGGCUCUUGGGCACCGAGGGCCGCGAGUGCCUGCGGCGCGGGCGGGCCCUGGGCCGCUGGGAGCGCCGCAGCUGCCGCCGGCUGUGCGGGGACUGCGGCCUGGCGGUGGAGGAGCGCCGCGCCGAGACGGUGUCCAGCUGCAACUGCAAGUUCCACUGGUGCUGCGCCGUGCGCUGCGAGCAGUGCCGCCGGCGCGUCACCAAGUACUUCUGCAGUCGCGCCGAGCGGCCGCGGGGAGGCGCUGUGCACAAGCCCGGGAGAAACCCCUAAGGGUCUUUCCUGCCUCAGGUCCCCUAUUCGUCCUCGGCUCCUUUGAGAGAAACCGCAGUAACGGAGGGAUCUAGGGAAGGGGAGCCUCGCAUUCUCAAACCAGAAAUCCUGAGAGGCAGAAGCGGCAGUCUCUCCGGAGCUUGCCAUUUUCCAGUUUCUUGGGCUCCUCCGCCAUCUCCCACAAGCUGGCUCUGCAUGGUCUUUGCUCCCCACACUUAAGUCUGGGAACUGUUCUUAAGAUCCAGCGUAAUUGAUCUUCCUUGGACUAGAAGGAAAAUAGGCAUCCCUCCCCCCCCCCCCCCCAAUCCUAGCUACCCUAAUGCCUGAUCUAGCCUACUAAGCCUGGACCCACAAAGACCCUUCCCAGACAAGCAGCGCCCAGAGCCCUCUCAAGAAUUCCCAAUGCUUUCUCUUCCUUUCUGCUUUCCUGUAAAGAAACCAUGAGGAAACUAAUCCAAGAUGGAGCACGUCUACCUGGAGGCAGAAGUGAUUAUGGAGGAAGAGAGAACCGUGGAGCUCUCGCUUGAACUAUUUGUGCCAUUCCUCCUUAUGACCUAUGCCAUUAGUGGGCAUUACUGGUGGGGCUAUGGCCUUUCUUGCUUUCCUUUUUUUCUUUUCUUGUCAGU
Molecule: messenger RNA, 1610 nt
Organism: Perognathus longimembris pacificus (Pacific pocket mouse)
Lineage: Eukaryota; Metazoa; Chordata; Mammalia; Rodentia; Heteromyidae
Gene: Wnt8b
Product: Wnt family member 8B
Exons: 6
Coding region: 16-984 (322 amino acids)
Biological process (GO): cell fate commitment; multicellular organism development; canonical Wnt signaling pathway
Cellular component (GO): extracellular region
Molecular function (GO): frizzled binding; cytokine activity
Source: RefSeq, a predicted model, not a curated record